CGUAGAAGUUAUCUAAAGCUCAUCUCUAUUUCAUUCUUUAUUUUUGUCUCUAUUCUUAUCCUUUUCUGUGGUUUUCAUUGAUGGAAUUUCCGUGAGGACAACUUUUAUUUUUGUGGUUUACUCUUAUCACUUCUGCUUUGACUUUUAUAGACAUUUUCAUUGACAAUUUUGCUAUUAUAAGGGCAAAUAUCCCAUUUCUCUACUCCUUGAUGAUAGUUCUCAAGUCUUGAAUUCUACUAAUUAUAAGGAGUAUUAUUGAGGAUUAAUUCUUAUUAAUUAUGGCUGGAAAAUUAAGGAAAUGCAUGCUACUAUGUUGUUCAAGAAAGUCUCUCAAUCAGGUUACUAAAAUGGCAGAGGAUUCAUAUGAAGACGCCAUUGCUGGGCUGAAAAAGCUUCUCAGUGAAAAGAAUGAGCUGGAAGAUACAGCUGCGGCGAAGAUAAGGCAGUUGACGGCGGAGCUGGAAGAAGCCGGCAAGAAAAAGUCUGACCCGGAUGAGAAGAUCCGAUCCGGAUUCGCUCACUUCAAGGCGGAGAAAUAUGAGAAAAACCCGGAGUUGUAUGGACAGCUUGCCAAAGGUCAAAGCCCUAAGUUCCUGGUAUUUGCUUGCUCCGAUUCUCGAGUAUGCCCAUCACACAUGCUCAAUUUCCAACCAGGGGAAGCUUUUGUUGUUCGUAACAUUGCCAACAUGGUCCCUCCGUAUGACCAGACAAAAUAUUCUGGAGUGGGUGCAGCAGUCGAAUAUGCAGUUGUCCACUUGAAGGUGGAGAAUAUUUUGGUGAUUGGGCACAGCUGUUGUGGAGGUAUUAAAGGACUUAUGUCUAUUCCUGAUGAUGGGUCCACUAACAGUGAUUUCAUUGAAGAAUGGGUGAAAAUCUGCUUAACAGCCAAGGCAAAGAUAAAGGCAGAAUUCUGUGAUUUGGAUCCCAAUGAACAAUGCACAAAAUUGGAGAAGGAAGCUGUGAAUGUAUCACUAGGCAACUUAUUGACAUAUCCAUUUGUGAGAGAAGCUGUAGUGAAUAAAAGCAUUGCACUAAAAGGUGGACACUAUGAUUUUGUGAAUGGAUCCUUUGAGCUUUGGAAUGUAGACUUCAAACUUACCCCUUCUGUUUCACUCUAAACUUGUUGCAAAUUUUUACAACAUUUUUAAUGUAACCAAUUGUAAUUGUGUUUCAACUUCUUUUUUUCUUCACCUAAGUUGCAUGUUGAUGUAAAUGUAUUACUGAACAACAAUAUGGUGUGUCACACAAAUAAUGUUAAUUGGCUGUUUUCAGCUUUGAGCUU
Solanum dulcamara is the source of this 1282-nucleotide messenger RNA. Its product is annotated as carbonic anhydrase 2-like. Gene Ontology annotation, biological process: carbon utilization. Gene Ontology annotation, molecular function: zinc ion binding; carbonate dehydratase activity. Lineage: Eukaryota; Viridiplantae; Streptophyta; Magnoliopsida; Solanales; Solanaceae. The coding region runs from base 279 to 1118 and encodes 279 amino acids. The record is from RefSeq and is a predicted model, not a curated record. The transcript is spliced from 10 exons.